UCGUGCGGCUCGCACAUCACAGCGGAUGCGACGCUUUCAUAAUUCAGCCCAGUUCACACUCACAGCCGCGAAAAGUGCUUUCGGCGGGUUUGGUUAAAAUGGCGCUGUUGCUAAGAGCGGAAAAUUGCCGCGCGAACGACAACAGCAGGUAGAAGGCGACUCCCAGUCGGCGCUCGCUUGUAGAAGAUUGCUUGGCGCAAUGGCGGCUUUGGACCAGAAGUCGCCUAACGUCCUUUUGCAGAGCCUUUGUUGCAGGAUCACUGGGAAAAGCGAAGCUGAAGUGGCCCACCAGUUCCAGUAUGCCGUCAGGGUGAUCGGGAGCAACUACGCCCCCACCAUCGAGCGUGACGAGUUCUUGGUCUCAGAGAAGAUCAAGAAAGAGUUGCUCAAGCAGAGGCGCGAGGCUGACGCGGCCCUCUUCUCAGAACUGCACCGGAAACUCCAGACGCAGGGGGUGCUCAAGCACAGGUGGUCCAUCCUAUACCUUCUUCUGAGCCUGUGUGAGGAUCCGCGUAAGCCAUGCAGCCGGGUGGCCGGCUAUGGCUCCAUGUUCGCCCAGGCCUUGCCCCGGGAUGCCCACUCUACCCCGUUCUACUGCGCCCGUCCCCAGAGCCUUUCUCUGGGCCACCCAGAGCGCUCCUCCACCCUGGGUACCAGUGGCAUCAGCAGCCUUGGCACGCACACCCUCAACGGACCCACCCUCACUCCCCAAGCCCUGCUGUCGGGGGCCCCGGCCCAGGUGUUGGGGGACUCUCUGCGGCAGCCUGGGACUCGCCUGGCCUGGACCCUGGCUCCUGGAACCUCGCCCUCAGCCACAGCACCUACCUCACGAGGCCCCCCCGCCCCGCCAGCGCUUGCGGCCAGGACCCAGCUGAGGCCACGGCGAGACGGUGACGAAAACGGUGAGAUUGCCGAAUCUGCCCUCGUCCGGGACAUCCUCUACGUCUUCCAGGGAAUCGACGGCAAGUUCAUCAAAAUGUGCACCCCUGAGAACUGUUACAAAAUAGACACUAAGGUGCCCCUGUCCAAGUCGCUACGGGACCUCAGCAGCCGUUUGUCAGAGCUUGGCUGGCUGCACAACAAAGUGCGGAAAUAUACAGAUGCCCGGAGCCUAGACCGGGCCUUUGGCCUGGUGGGUCAGAGCUUCUGCGCUGCCCUCCAUCAGGAGCUGAAGGAAUACUACCGGUUGCUAUCUGUCCUGCACUCACAGCUGCAGUUGGAGGACGACCAGGGUGUCAACGUCGGGGGGGAGUGCAGCCUGACCCUCCGCAGGCUCCUCGUAUGGACCUAUGAUCCCAAGGUCCGGCUCAAGACGCUGGCGACGCUGGUGGAUUACUGCCAAGGACGUAAAGGAGGGGAGCUGGCCUCAGCAGUGCACGCCUACGGGAAGACGGGGGACCCCUCCAUGCGUGCACUGGUGCAGCACGUCCUGGCUCUGGUGUCGCACCCCAUCCUCAACUUCCUGUACCGCUGGAUCUAUGAUGGGGAGCUGGAGGACACCUACCAUGAGUUCUUUGUGGCCUCUGACCCUACCGUGAAGACGGACAGGCUGUGGCACGACAAGUACACGCUGCGCAAGUCCAUGAUCCCCUCAUUCAUCACCAUGGAUCAAUCCAGGAAGGUUCUGCUCAUUGGAAAGUCAAUCAACUUCCUGCAUCAGGUCUGCCAUGACAGAACGCCGCCCGGGAAGAUCACGCCUGGGUCGAAGGACAUUGACUCCCCUAGGGAUGCAGCCGAGCUCUUCACCGACCUGGAGGGUGCGUUCCAGGGCAAGAUCGACGCAGCGUACUUCGAGACCAGCAAGUACCUGCUGGACAUCCUGAACAAGAAGUACUCUCUGCUGGAACACCUGCAGGCCAUGCGACGUUACCUCCUGCUGGGCCAGGGGGACUUCAUCCGCCACCUCAUGGACCUGCUGAAGCCUGAAUUGGCACGUCCAGCUACCACGCUCUACCAGCACAACCUAACGGGCAUCCUGGAGACCGCAGUGAGAGCCACCAACGCGCAGUUCGACAGUCCCGAGAUCCUUAAGCGGCUGGACGUCCGGCUCUUGGAGGUGUCGCCAGGAGAUACUGGCUGGGAUGUCUUCAGCUUGGACUACCAUGUGGAUGGACCAAUCGCCACGGUUUUCACGCGCGAGUGCAUGAGCUGUUAUCUGCGCGUCUUCAACUUCCUGUGGCGCGCCAAGCGCAUGGAGUACAUCCUCACGGACAUCUGGAAAGGCCAGAUGUGCAGCGGCAAGCUGCUGAAGGGCAUGCCAGAGCUGUCAGGGGUGCUGCACCAGUGUCACGUUCUGGCCUCUGAGAUGGUUCACUUUAUCCAUCAGAUGCAGUACUACAUCACCUUCGAGGUUCUUGAAUGCUCAUGGGACGAGCUGUGGAACAAGGUCCAGCAGGCCCAGGACCUUGACCAAGUUAUCGCCGCCCAUGAGAUUUUCCUGAGCACCAUAAUCUCCCGCUGCUUACUGGACACUAACAGCAGGUCCCUGCUGAACCAGCUGAGGGCCAUCUUCGACCAGAUCAUCGAGUUCCAGAAUGCGCAGGAUGCCCUCUACCGCUCCGCCUUCGAGGACAGGAAGCAGCAACGGGAGGGCGAGGGGGAGUGGGGGGUGUCGGCUGCCGAAGAGGCAGAGGAGAAGAAGCGAGUCCAGAAGUUCCAGGAGACAAUACCAAAAAUGUGCUCACAACUCAGAAUACUGACACAUUUCUACCAGGGGAUCGUGCAGCAGUUCCUGGUUCUCCUCAUGAGCAGUUCAGACGAGAGUCUCCAGUUUCUCAGCUUCCGCCUGGACUUCAAUGAGCACUACAAGGCCAGGGACCCCCGCCUGCGCGUCUCUCUCGGAGCCACCAGGGGGAGGCGGAGCUCCAACAUUUAAUGGGAUGCUUGGGCCCACGGCCAUCUCCUCCUCCUCGGUUUUGAUAAAUUAAAGUGUAAACACACACCUGGUCAAUAGGGCUACAUGGAAUUUAAUCCACUGUCAGGCAAACAAAAAAAACAUCACAAAACCACAUGUCUGCUUUACCCAUCAUGCUGCCAAAA
Messenger RNA from Paramormyrops kingsleyae, 3039 nucleotides. It is a transcript of the gene tubgcp3, whose product is annotated as tubulin gamma complex component 3. Gene Ontology annotation, biological process: mitotic cell cycle; cytoplasmic microtubule organization; microtubule nucleation. The record is from RefSeq and is a predicted model, not a curated record. NCBI's taxonomy places the organism in Eukaryota, Metazoa, Chordata, Actinopteri, Osteoglossiformes, Mormyridae. Gene Ontology annotation, cellular component: gamma-tubulin complex; microtubule organizing center; spindle pole. Gene Ontology annotation, molecular function: gamma-tubulin binding; microtubule minus-end binding.